Messenger RNA from Protopolystoma xenopodis, 549 nucleotides. Lineage: Eukaryota; Metazoa; Platyhelminthes; Monogenea; Polystomatidea; Polystomatidae. The record is from the annotation of a GenBank genome assembly.
AUGCAAGCCUCCUUUAGCGAUUUGGAGAGACUAUGGCUCCUGCUCACGAUCUACCGAUUAGGUCGAAAUUCCACUCCGACCAACGCAUCUAAACUGGCAUUGGCCUCGCUUUCACGUAAUGCCACCAUCCCAUGCGAGCCCUCGCACAACACCCUCCUCACGUCUUCCAGCGUUGCUUCUUCACCUCGGCCCACCCUCUUACGCCUGACCGGUGACAGUUCGCUCAACUUUGGUCUGUACCAGGCGAGCAGGCGUGGACACGGCUCAAGUGGUACAGCCAAACACCGUCUGCCUCAAGAACUUACUCGCUCCUCUUCCUCCAGCCCGACUGCUGCUCAUCGCCCAUCUGCUCGUCUGUCUGCCCACCCGUUCCGAGCCACGCCUCGCCGCGUCAUGAGCAUGCAACCGGACAAAUGCAACGUGAGCAGGCCGAACCCACCAGCACACACUCACACACAACCGAGGCCACACCAAAAAGGAGAGGCAAGACGACCCAACUGUCUCGAGGUUCGAAUCCAUACACAUCAUGUGCCUUGCCAUGUGAAUUGA